Molecule: messenger RNA, 2484 nt
Organism: Punica granatum (pomegranate)
Lineage: Eukaryota; Viridiplantae; Streptophyta; Magnoliopsida; Myrtales; Lythraceae
Source: RefSeq, a predicted model, not a curated record
AUUUUCUGAUCAUCCGACGAAGUAUAUUUCCUUUCCGCCUCCCCCUUUCUCCGUCUCUCCGUCUCUCCCUCUCUCUCUGUCUCUGUGCUCAGAGGAGGAACAAUUGGAUUUUCUCUUGAUACCUUGUAUUCUGCCAUUCUCAUCUUUUCCUCUCUCUCUCUCUUCACCGGCGGAACGGCCACCCAAUUGCCCAAUUCGAUGAAGAUCUAGGGUUGAUUCUACUUGCUGCGAGCUGUGAGGUUCGAAUUCCUUUCGGCUUUACUACCAGGCUUCCAAUAAGAAGUUCUGAGCUCCGGGGAGGCGAAUCGAGAGCUUGUUGGAUUCGUACGGCAGCUUUGGAUGUGUCGCGUUCUGUUUCUUCACGUGGAUGAGAGAUAGGGAGUGAAUAUGGAUUCCAGCGUUGCUGAAACGGCUUCCUUGGAGACCGACUUGUUGCAGCUCAAUGAGGUGUCUCCGUUAGCCCUGAAGUCUAAUGCCCCGUUCGUGGACAAGAUCUUCGAGCAGUGGCUCUCUCUUCCUGAAACCAAUCGCCUGGUAACAUCAUUGCUGAAUGAUGCAAAGGCUGGCAUUCCUCUAAAUGUUCCCGGCAAUUGUUCCAGUCCAAAUGCUACUGCAGGCACUUCAUUACCUUCAAUGUUUCCAGCUGGGACCGCACCUCCACUUUCUCCUCGAAGUACAUCUGGUUCUCCUCGUCUGACUAAGCAGAGAGUCGGCCUGUCUAAUUUAGGUUCCCCUUUAAAAGUAGUUAGCGAGCCAGUUAGAGAAAUAAUACCACAGUUUUACUUCCAAAAUGGCCGCCCGGCACCUAAAGAAAUGAAGGAACAGUUUAUGUUUAGAAUCAAUCAGUUUUUUUAUGGGCACUCAGAAGGAUUGCAGAUAAAUGAAUUCAAGUUAGUUACGAGGGAAAUUUGCAAGCUUCCAUCAUUCUUCUCAACGUCCCUUUUCAGAAAGAUUGAUAUCAAUGGCACCGGCUGUGUAACCAGGGAUGCAUUUGUUGAUUAUUGGAUCAAUGGAAGCAUGUUGACAGUGGAUAUAGCGACACAAGUCUUCAAAAUUUUAAAACAACCUGAUCACAAGUACCUCACUCAGGAAGACUUCAAACCUGUGCUGCGAGAACUUUUGGCUACUCAUCCAGGACUGGAAUUCUUACAGAGCACACCUGAAUUUCAGGAAAGAUAUGCUGAAACUGUAAUAUACAGAAUCUUUUACUACAUAAAUAGAUCAGGAAAUGGCCAUCUUACCCUCAGGGAGCUGAAGCGUGGAAAUUUGGUAGAGGCAAUGCAACAUGCAGAUGAAGAAGAAGACAUCAAUAAAGUUCUGAGGUAUUUCUCGUAUGAACAUUUCUAUGUUAUAUACUGCAAGUUUUGGGAGCUGGACACAGAUCAUGAUUUUUUCAUAGACAAGGAGAACCUUAUCAGAUAUGGAAACCAUGCACUUACAUAUCGGAUUGUUGAUCGGAUUUUUUCUCAGGUCCCUAGAAAAUUUACCAGCAAAGUUGAGGGAAAAAUGGGUUACGAAGAUUUUGUUUACUUCAUACUGUCUGAGGAGGAUAAAUCCUCGGAGCCUAGCCUUGAAUAUUGGUUCAAGUGCGUAGAUUUGGAUGGAAAUGGAAUUUUGACACGGAAUGAACUGCAGUACUUCUAUGAGGAACAGUUGCAUCGUAUGGAGUGUAUGGCACAGGAGCCUGUACUCUUCGAGGAUAUAUUGUGCCAGAUUAUUGACAUGAUUGGACCUGAGAAUGAGAGUUAUAUCACUCUGCAAGACCUGAAAAAUUCGAAGCUCUCAGGAAGUGUUUUUAAUGUUCUUUUCAACCUCAACAAGUUUAUGGCUUUUGAGACGCGCGAUCCAUUUCUCAUUCGCCAGGAACGUGAAAACCCUACUCUGACAGAGUGGGAUCGCUUUGCACAUAGGGAGUAUAUAAGGCUUUCAAUGGAAGAAGAUGUUGAAGAUGCCUCUAAUGGAAGUGCAGAAGUAUGGGAUGAGUCGCUCGAGGCUCCAUUCUAAGAACAUUGUGGAUUUUAACAGAGAUUGGAUCAUUCCCCGAGCAGGCAAACCCAAUGAAAGAGGCAACUCAGGAACAAACUGCGUGGAGAUUUGCUGGCCUUUUAAUGUGGAGAAAAUCUGCGGUCCGCCCACCAAUCUCAUGGAAGUUUUGGGUUUCUGUUGGGCAGUCUGGGGAUCUUUUGGCCCGAGGUAACUGAGCAAGAGGUGCCUGCAAUGAUGGAAAUUGGAAAGCGAAGAGUAACUAACCAAGGCUUUCAUGUGGGAGUAAUUUGGGACGAUUUUAGUACUUAAUUUUUCUGUUCUUGAUUGUAAGUUAUGCUUCAAUCAUAAUCAGCUCUUGGUGGCUCCGGUUCAGAUUGAAUUUUGAGAAUUAUAUAGGUUUGUUCUUUCUCGAGAGUUAUUGGUACCAAAGCUGUUUUCAUUUUCUUUAUAUGGAUUAUUGUGGCUGUAAGAGGUAUUUGGCUGUCGAAUUUUUCCUCA